CCAUCUCCUCCUCCCUUGACCUCAACCGCCAAUUGACAUUGGCAGCUCCGUCAAGAUGUCCAAGCCCACGAGCGUGACGGGCAGUGAGAGCGAGUUCGAGUUCAUCGAGACUCCCAAGGCCACCGCCCCUACCUUUGAGAAGGAGGAGGACUGCGGCGUCCGCACCACCAAGUACCCUGCCAUCAAGAAUGCGCCCCUCCCAGCAGAUGGACCGGGUUCCGACUCUUUCAACAACAAGAUCCUGCUCUCCAUCCUGGGAGGAGUCCCUUUCUGGUUGAUGUGGAAGGUUGGCGGUGGCCUCAAGACCUUCAUCUUCUUCGCCCUCAUCUUUGAUCUGCCCAUCUUGGCAGGAUGGUGGCUCACCAUCUCCGCCAUCUCCCCUCGUAAGACGGACAAGGCCAAGUUGCCUGGCCGUCCCGUUGAGUACUACCUCGACUUUAAGAAGGAGGCCGACCGUCUCAAGUACCAUGGCACCAGCAAGAUCCCCAUGGAGACCUUCCACGAGAUGUACUUUGACGGCGAUGUUGACUUCAAGGGCGACUGCCUCGAGGUCAUGGAGUACCGUCACGACUGGGCCAGCUUCCGUUUCACCGUCAGCCUCAUCAAGUACUUUUUGACGGGCAUGAUUCCUGAGCUCAUCAUGCACACUCGCUCUCAAGAUGAGGAACAGGUCCGAGACCACUAUGACCGCGGCGAUGACUUUUACGGCUGGUUCCUCGGCCCUCGCAUGAUCUACACCUCUGGUAUCAUCUCUGACAUCAACUCUGAGGAGACCCUGGAACAGCUCCAGGACAACAAGUUGACUGUUGUCUGCGAGAAGAUUGAGCUCAAGAAGGACGAGCGACUGCUGGAUAUUGGCUGCGGCUGGGGCACCCUCGCCCGAUUCGCUAGUGAGAACUAUGGUGCCAAGGUUACCGGUAUCACUCUUGGUCGCAACCAGACUGCCUGGGGCAACAGCGCUAUGCGCAAGGUUGGCAUUCCCGAGGAGCAGAGCAAGAUUCUGUGCAUGGACUACCGUGACAUUCCCGUUCCCGAGGGCCGCUACAACAAGAUCACCUGUCUUGAGAUGGCUGAGCACGUCGGUGUCCGUCACUUCUCGACCUUCCUCACCCAGGUUUACAACAUGCUUGACGACGAUGGUGUUUUCUUCCUCCAGAUUGCUGGUCUUCGCAAGGCUUGGCAGUAUGAGGAUCUCAUCUGGGGUCUCUUCAUGAACAAAUAUGUUUUCCCUGGUGCUGAUGCUUCCACUCCUCUCGGCUGGGUCAUUGACAAGCUGGAGGGCGCUGGCUUCGAGGUCAAGGGUGUUGACACCAUUGGCGUUCACUACUCUUCUACUCUCUGGAAGUGGUACCGCAACUGGAUGGGCAACCGUGACAAGGUUGAGGCUAAGUACGGCAAGCGAUGGUUCCGCAUCUGGGAGUACUUCUUGGCCUACUCCACCAUUGCUGCUCGACAGGGUACCGCUACCUGCUUCCAGAUUGUGCUGGUGAAGAACAUCAACUCCACUCACCGAGUGGAGGGUAUCCCCAGCCAGUUCGCCCUGUCUGGAGCCUAUGACAACUCCGAGGCCGACAUCAAGUCUUGGGCCACCAAGAACAACGUCACCUCCUCCACCGCCUACCUCUCGUAGACGGGAGUCAUGUGGCAUGUCUCUAUAUAGACUGAAUUUUCAACCGCUUGCUAUCUCUUUUGGACAGACGCAUUGAAAUUUCGUCGUCGGGCAAUGUCAAGGGUAUCUUGCAGCCACCUUUCACUUCGUUUCAGUAUGGAGAAACGGGUUGAAGUGAAGAAAUGGUUGCUCGUAGUGUGGAUUAGUUGAGGUGGCACGGGCAGUUGUUUUAAUGACAGUCACGACAUCACCUUUUAUUUUCUGAUUGGUAUGAGGCAAACGGAUAUGAUACUAGGCAAGGCUAGGUUAAUGAAGGGUAUUAAAAAUUGCAAGCUCCCAUCUCGCGAUGGUGUGCACGAGUGCUGCAGGAUUAGUUAGGAAUAGAUUGAUUCUAUAAAAAAGGACUUUGUCUAG
Molecule: messenger RNA, 2023 nt
Organism: Trichoderma virens Gv29-8
Lineage: Eukaryota; Fungi; Ascomycota; Sordariomycetes; Hypocreales; Hypocreaceae
Exons: 4
Coding region: 56-1630 (524 amino acids)
Biological process (GO): cellular response to biotic stimulus
Source: RefSeq, a predicted model, not a curated record